Molecule: messenger RNA, 2725 nt
Organism: Daphnia carinata
Lineage: Eukaryota; Metazoa; Arthropoda; Branchiopoda; Diplostraca; Daphniidae
Product: sodium-dependent nutrient amino acid transporter 1-like
Exons: 10
Coding region: 205-2208 (667 amino acids)
Biological process (GO): sodium ion transmembrane transport
Cellular component (GO): membrane
Molecular function (GO): L-amino acid transmembrane transporter activity
Source: RefSeq, a predicted model, not a curated record
GGAAUAAGAGAAAAAAGGACACAUGCACAUCACUCUCCACUUCAGAAAGGAGAGAGACAAGCCAGAGUUUCCCCAGACUGCAGAUAUUCAACCGAUACCUGUGGCACUCUCGCCGAUACCUUCACCCGACUACCAUCUCUGAUACUGUACGUCUGGAACAGAUCAUUUUUCUGCUGCUGAGAAUCCACCGGAAUUAACCAGAACAUGGGCAAGAAAGAAGAGAGAGGCAUACCGAACGCGGCGUUCGUUCAAGACGACGACGACAUCUCUGGCAGAAGCAACAAAGCAAUCCCUGGCCAGGUGCAACCACCUCAUUCCGCUACAGCUGCUAGCUCCGAUGUAUUCAGUUCAGCAGAGGUGACCGAGAGUGAUGAAGGCCAACAACGCGAUACCUGGGGGAACCCGAUUGAAUUUCUCAUGUCGUGCAUCUCGCUGUCAGUUGGCUUGGGCAACAUCUGGCGGUUCCCGUUCACAGCUUACGAGAACGGUGGUGGCGCUUUUUUGAUUCCAUAUCUGGUCGUUCUACUUCUGAUCGGAAAACCGCUCUAUUUCAUGGAGAUGAUUUUGGGCCAGUUCAGUAGCUACGGAUCUGUCAAGGUCUGGGCCGUCGUGCCCAUGGCCAAAGGUGUGGGGUAUGGAGGCGCUCUGGCUACGUGGUUCGUCGUGACCUAUUACUGCUGCCUAAUGGCCCUGACCGUCUUUUACUUCUUUUCGUCGUUUCAAACUGUUUUGCCGUGGACGGUGUGUGAUCCAGCCUGGGCCACUUCCACUUGCUACAACAGCGGCAGCGCGAGCAAUUUAACCGGCCUUGCCAAUUUGACUGGCCGGACAUCUAGCGCAGAAGAGUUUUUCAAUCAUAACGUCCUGCAAAAGAUAAUCAACAUUGACGAUGGUGUUGGCGCUCCAGAAUGGCGUCUGACUUUGUGUCUCCUCCUUUCCUGGAUUAUCAUCGCCCUUAUCUUAAUGAAAGGAGUGACCUCAUCGGGCAAAGCCGCUUACUUCACUGCCAUUUUCCCUUACGUGGUGCUCAUCACGCUUCUCAUCCGCGGAGUGACGCUCGAAGGCGCUGUCGACGGCAUUCUUUUCUUCAUCACGCCCCAGUGGGAUAAGAUUUUAACUCCUCAGGUGUGGUACGCAGCCGUGACGCAAUGUUUCUUUUCGCUGUCUGUCGGAUUUGGGCCGAUCAUCAUGAACGCCAGCUAUAACGGCUUCCGGCAUAGAAUCUACCGGGAUGCUACGAUAGUCAGUUUUAUGGAUACCUUUACGAGCUUGUUGGCCGGAGUGACCAUCUUCUCCAUUCUGGGAAAUUUAGCCCACGAAUCGGGCAAACCGAUUGAGACUGUAGUUCAAGGUGGCACUGGAUUGGCUUUCAUUUCCUAUCCGGAAGCCAUCGCCAAGUUUGACGUUGUCCCGCAACUGUUUGCCGUUCUCUUCUUCCUCAUGCUGUUCACCCUCGGAAUCGGUAGUGCCGUCUCGCUGACCGGUUGCGUCAUUACCGUCAUCUGUGACGCUUUUCCCGACUGGAAACGAUGGAUGGUGACGCUCAUUAUCUCUGGCAUUGGCUUCCUUCUCGGCCUUGUUUACAUCACGCCAGGAGGACAACAUGUCCUGGACGUUGUUGAUUUUUUCGGUGGCGGUUUCAUUGUUUUCGUUAUAGCUGUUGUCGAAACCAUCGCCAUCUGUUGGGUUUAUGGAUUGAAGAAUUUCCUACGGGAUGCUGAAUUUAUGUUGGGCAUCCGUCUCGGCAUCUAUUGGAAAUUCACCUGGGGUCUCUUCAUCCCUCUUUCGCUCAUGGGCAUCUUCAUUUAUUCUCUGGCCAACUUCCGCACGUUUGUUACUGAUGGCUACGUCUAUCCGGCCUCUUUGACUGGUUCCGGUUGGGUGCUCGCCGCCUUGGCCCUUCUCCAAGUUCCCAUUUGGGCUGGUGUCUCCAUACUCAAACGAAAGGGUUCUUUGAUGGACCGGAUAAAGGCUAGUCUGACACCUACGGAAAACUGGGGACCUCAGGACAUGAAGACACGCUCCCAAUGGAUUCUUUUCAAAUCAGACGAUUCGGCCGAACACAAGUCUUGGGCUUGGUGGAUACCGAAAUGUGUCAAGAAGAUCAUCAAGAUUGACGGGCACUCAUUCAAAUCUGGUCAAGCCUCCCAGUCUACUGUUGCCAUUGUCCAGCUAGAAGUGCAGGAAAACGGCAAUAACAAUAAAUGAAACUUACGUCCCCGCAAUUCCUGAAAGUCUGGUACCAAAUUGCCAGACGUGUCAUACGCCCAUGGCCCAACUCACUUUUACAAAGUGACUUUAGGUCUGAAAAAAAAGUAAGACCUUAUACUAAUUAGUACGUAAGCUCAUUAUGCUACCUUUAUAUGGCCAGUAGUUUAGACCAGUUUAGACACAUUGAUGAACGUUCCGUAGUUGUGCAUCAGCGUCGUGUCACUGUGUUAAACAUUAUGCGCAAUCAUCUUUUGUCAUAGCCCAUGUUAUUUGGUUGGCAAUGUCCAUUGACUAAUGUGAUCAAAAUUUUCUUCCCAUCAACGACGAGCGUCCAUUAUUUACCCAGCGUGUCUAUAUAUAUUUUUAUUCGUUUGUGUGUGAACAUUGUACAACACUGUCUAGAGCUGCGAAUCGAUUGAGCAUCGUUAUAAUAGAUGAAUUUCCAUUUACAUUACCAGUCCACACGUUUGUAACCUCGUUUUACGGAAUCGUAGAAUACAUUCCUUUUCGACAA